This is a messenger RNA of Pollicipes pollicipes, 1086 nucleotides long. RefSeq lists its product as uncharacterized. The transcript is spliced from 3 exons. Bases 1 to 1086 code for a protein of 361 amino acids. The record is from RefSeq and is a predicted model, not a curated record. NCBI's taxonomy places the organism in Eukaryota, Metazoa, Arthropoda, Thecostraca, Pollicipedomorpha, Pollicipedidae.
AUGGCCUCCGUCAGCCGGCUGGUGGUGCUGGUGCUGGUGCUGGUGCUCCUGGCCACGGCAGUCUCCGAGGCCGCAAGGCGGCGGAAGUACCGCAGACGUCGUCGGCAGAAUGUGGCCAAAGCUGUGUCGUUCGGCCGCUUGCAAGCAGCCGGCUGCCUGCCCGCUGACUUCCAGGUCCCAGACAUGGCGGAGUGCGUAGCGGCCGGACAGGCGUCGGGGGGCCUCCGAGAGACGCUGCGGUGUCUGGCCGAGAGCCUUCAAAUCGUCAACAGCAUGGGCCUGAACGAGGAAGGCAUCCGCAACUUCGUCAUGUCGCUCUCGGAGGGAGACAACGACUGGCGAGGGGUGCAGCUGGGGCUGAUGGAGCAGUGCCGCCGAAGCAUGAUGAACGACACAAUACCGGCGCCGCAACAGGGCAUUUACAUGUUGACCUGCUGGCGCGGGCUGGCUGACGUGGAAUGCAGGCGGAGUACGAUGGAGAAGUUGGGCGCGGAGGCUGGCGGCAACCAGGGAAGCUGGACUGGACAAGCUCUCAUGUUCAUGGAUGCGGGCGUCUGCAUGAAGCCCGUGCAGGGAGCAUACCACGGCGACUUCUUUAUGAGCUGCGCAAAUGAGACGGGCGUACGCCUUCCGGCGAUCGAUGCCGGCAUCAGGUUCGUCAAGCGGUACAUGGCUGUCUUCGAGAGCGGCAACAACGACCAGGCGACGCCAGACAGCACAGCCGUGCAGAGCGUGGACCAGCAGCUGGCGCUCUUUAAGGCGACAGUAGUGUGCGUCAUGCAGAUGCUCGGGGAGGCCAACGGUGACCAGAUCAACGAGGACGCCAUGCUGAGCAACGUCAUGUCUUCCCAGGCGCCCGAGGUGAUGAAGGGGGUGGCGCAGGAGAUCAUUACACAGUGCGCCCUUGCAGAUCGUUCAGCCGACCCCUUCAUUGAAUGCUGGUUCAUAUCGGCGGCGUCCGGCUGCGCCCGGAUCAAGGCGCACAUGAUGGCCACAGCGGAUAAUACGCCAGCGCCGGGGAGGUGUGGCGGCGCUCGCCGUCGGCGGAAGCAGCGCAGGAGGCGCCCCAACAACCAGGAGGGUUAG